This is a messenger RNA of Cornus florida, 3126 nucleotides long. RefSeq names its product protein DEFECTIVE IN EXINE FORMATION 1. Bases 270 to 2813 code for a protein of 847 amino acids. NCBI's taxonomy places the organism in Eukaryota, Viridiplantae, Streptophyta, Magnoliopsida, Cornales, Cornaceae. Gene Ontology annotation, molecular function: protein binding. The record is from RefSeq and is a predicted model, not a curated record. The transcript has 13 exons.
ACAAGCUGUUCGCUAACUGGACGUGCAUACGAGGGUAUUCUUGUUCAAUUGUUCAUCAGUUGUCGCCAGUGAGAUCGUUAGAACCCUAGUUAGGGUUUUUCUAGUCCUAAUUUAUGAAUUCAAUUCCAUAAAACUGUUAACAAUUAGCCAAGGAUUCAUCGAGUGAUCUCCGAUCCACUAUUGGAAGGCUUUAUAUAUAUAAUUUACAUCUUUCUAAUAUUUGUUCUUCAGACCUGACCUUGUAGAAUUCUCAGUCAAAGUACGAUCUCAUGAAGACUAGGGCGUUAUUGAUUUGCGUGCUUCUAUUUUCUUCAUUGAAUCCCAUUCAUGUUGCUUCGGAAUCGAAAUCGGAGGAUACGAAGACAAAUAAGUUCCGGGAACGAGAGGCCACCGACGAUGCCCUUGGUUAUCCCAACGUAGAGGAGGAUGAAUUGUUGAAUACACAGUGCCCUCAGCAUUUAGAGUUGCGAUGGCAGACAGAAGUUAGUUCUAGCAUAUACGCGACCCCGUUGAUUGCAGAUAUAAACAGUGAUGGAAAGCUUGAUAUAGUUGUUCCCUCUUUUGUUCACUACCUUGAAGUCUUAGAAGGUUCUGAUGGAGAUAAAAUGCCAGGGUGGCCUGCUUUUCAUCAGUCAACUGUUCAUGCCAGUCCUCUCCUAUAUGAUAUUGACAAGGAUGGUGUGAGAGAGAUAGCUUUGGCUACUUACAACGGUGAGGUGCUCUUUUUCAGGGUUUCAGGCUACAUGAUGUCAGAUAAAUUAGAGGUACCUCGAUUGAGAGUUAAAAAAGAUUGGUACGUGGGUUUGCAUCCAGAUCCGGUGGACCGUUCUCAUCCAGAUGUUCAUGAUGACCGACUUAUCCAGGAGGCUGUAAUAAAUUCAAUCCCUCAACCAAAUGGAAGCACACCUGUUGCAAACACUUCGCUUUCAACAUCAGCAGAAGUUCAUGUUGACAAAGUGAAUGCAUCCAAUGUAGAGGAUCAAGGUAAAAAGAAUGAUAGUCAAACAGAAGCAAACAUUAAGCUGCCAGGGAGCACAGAUAAUGCUACUACUUCAGAUUUAGGAUCAGUGACAACAAGCAAUGCUGAGAAUGGAACAAACACUGGAAGACGUCUUCUUGAAGAUAAGGACUCCCAAGGGUCAGAGGACAGUUCGGAAUCCAAAGCUAAGAGCAAUGAAAAUGUUCGUGCUGCAACUGUGGAAAAUGAUGAAACUUUGGAAGCAGAUGCUGAUUCGUCUUUUGAGUUACUCCGUGAUAAUGACGAGCUGGCUGAUGAGUAUAAUUAUGACUACGAUGAUUAUGUUGAUGAAUCCAUGUGGGGAGAUGAGGGAUGGAGUGAAACACAACAUGAGAAAUUAGAAGAUUAUGUGAAUAUUGAUUCACACAUUUUGGCAACUCCUGUUAUAGCAGACAUCGAUAAUGAUGGGGUAUCGGAAAUGGUUGUUGCCGUGUCCUACUUCUUUGACAAUGAGUACUAUGACAACCAAGAGCAUUUGAAGGAACUUGGUGGUAUUGAUAUUGGAAAAUAUGUUGCUGGUGCUAUUGUUGUUUUCAAUCUCGAUACCAAGCAAGUCAAGUGGACGUCGCAAUUGGAUCUUAGUACGGAUACUGGAAAGUUCCGUGCCUAUAUAUAUUCUUCUCCAACUGUUGUUGAUUUGGAUGGCGAUGGGAAUUUGGACAUUCUUGUUGGAACUUCAUAUGGCUUGUUUUAUGUCCUGGAUCAUAAGGGCAAAGUGAGGGAGAAGUUUCCUCUUGAAAUGGCUGAAAUACAAGGAGCUGUAGUUGCAGCUGAUAUCAAUGACGAUGGCAAGAUCGAACUAGUGACCACGGAUACACAUGGAAAUGUUGCUGCAUGGACUGCACAAGGGAAAGAAAUUUGGGAAACACCUCUUAAGAGUCUUAUUCCACAGGGUCCCAGUAUUGGUGAUGUCGAUGGGGAUGGCCACACUGAUGUUGUAGUUCCAACAAUAUCGGGGAAUAUAUACGUUCUUAGUGGCAAGGAUGGGUCACUUGUUCGGCCAUAUCCAUACAGGACUCAUGGGAGAGUGAUGAAUCAAGUUCUUCUUGUUGAUUUAAGUAAACGCGGGGCGGAAAAGAAGGGACUUACUAUUGUUACAACAUCAUUUGAUGGUUAUUUGUAUCUUAUAGAUGGAAUCACAUCAUGUGCUGAUGUUGUGGAUAUUGGUGAAACUUCAUAUAGCAUGGUCUUGGCUGACAACGUUGACGGCGGAGAUGAUCUUGAUCUUAUUGUGACAACCAUGAAUGGCAAUGUCUUCUGUUUUUCAACUCCAUCUCCGCAUCAUCCCCUCAAGGUGUGGAGAUCACCUAAUCAGGGAAGAAACAAUGUUGCAAACCGCUUCAAUCGUGAAGGGAUCUAUGUUUUACCUUCAUCAAGAGCGUUCCGUGAUGAAGAAGGCAAGAGUUUUUGGGUCGAUGUAGAGAUUGUUGACAGAUAUAGGUUUCCGUCGGGGUCUCAAGCACCAUAUAAUGUCACAAUAAGCUUAUUAGUUCCUGGUAAUUACCAAGGAGAGAGAACCAUAAAGCAAAACCAGAUCUUUGAUCGUGCUGGAAAACAUCGGCUAAAGCUCCCAACAGUUGGAGUAAGGACUACAGGGACUGUUUUGGUGGAGAUGGUCGACAAGAAUGGACUCUAUUUCUCAGAUGACUUCUCCCUCACAUUCCAUAUGUAUUACUACAAACUGUUGAAGUGGCUUAUUGUCCUACCUAUGCUGGGGAUGUUCGGUGUGCUAGUCAUCCUUCGUCCACAGGAGGCCAUGCCCUUGCCAUCGUUCUCACGAAACACUGACUUGUAAUGAUCAGCUCAUAUCAAAAUCUGACACAUCCUUGCCAAAGUUUACAAAAUGCUUAUACUCCGAUGUUGAUCUAGUGCCAGAAACAUCUAAUGAUUCAGAAGGGUUGCUGUGGGAGAGUGUGUGAAGGCUAUGUUUUGGGUUGAUCACACAAUAUUUGGACGUGUUACAAAUGGGGUUACCUGAAUUGAGUUCUGAAAAUAGGAAACCAAAUCUGUGGUACCUUAGCACCCAAAAUUAUUUUUUGAUCUCCUUGGUCUUCUUUUCUCUCGUGUAAUUUUGCUCUUAAUGUUAUAUGAGGUAUUGCUGAGGAAAA